Molecule: messenger RNA, 803 nt
Organism: Elephantulus edwardii (Cape elephant shrew)
Lineage: Eukaryota; Metazoa; Chordata; Mammalia; Macroscelidea; Macroscelididae
Gene: BOK
Product: BCL2-related ovarian killer
Exons: 5
Coding region: 135-773 (212 amino acids)
Biological process (GO): regulation of apoptotic process; extrinsic apoptotic signaling pathway in absence of ligand; intrinsic apoptotic signaling pathway in response to DNA damage
Cellular component (GO): mitochondrial outer membrane
Molecular function (GO): protein homodimerization activity; protein heterodimerization activity
Source: RefSeq, a predicted model, not a curated record
GCGUCCUUAUGGGUUUGAAUGGAAGGCUGAGAUCGGCGGAGCUGGCGGCGAGCAGGUCGUGAAGCCCGGACUCCGCCCCCGCCGGCGCGCCAUGCGGCGGGAGAGGUGCGGCGCCUCCCGCCCGCGUCCCCGCCAUGGAAGUGCUGCGGCGCUCCUCCGUCUUCGCUGCCGAGAUCAUGGACGCCUUUGACCGCUCGCCCACCGACAAGGAGCUGGUGGCUCAGGCCAAGGCGCUCGGCCGUGAGUUCGUGCACGCGCGACUGCUGCGCGCCGGCCUGGCCUGGAGCGCGCCCGAGCGCGCCGCGCCCCCGGGUGGCCGCCUGGCCGAGGUGUGUGCCGUGUUGCUGCGCCUGGGGGACGAGCUGGAGAUGAUUCGGCCCAGCGUCUACCGGAACGUCGCUCGCCAGCUGAACCUCUCCCUGCAGUCCGAGAGCAUGGUCACUGACGCCUUCCUGGCCGUGGCCACACAGAUCUUCUCUGCAGGCAUCACAUGGGGCAAGGUGGUGUCCCUGUAUGCAGUGGCUGCAGGGCUGGCUGUGGACUGUGUGCGGCAGGCCCAGCCAGCCAUGGUCCAUGCCCUCGUGGACUGCCUAGGGGAGUUUGUGCGCAAGACCCUGGCAGUGUGGCUGCGGAGGCGGGGUGGAUGGACUGAUGUCCUCAAGUGUGUGGUCAGCACAGACCCAGGCCUCCGCUCCCACUGGCUGGUGGUCACGCUCUGCAGCUUCGGUCGCUUCCUGAAGACGGUUUUCUUUAUGCUCCUGCCUGAGAGAUGAGCCGCUGACCCUGUUGUGGCCGCAGCCUGG